This is a messenger RNA of Pteronotus mesoamericanus, 4522 nucleotides long. It is a transcript of the gene SCYL2, whose product is annotated as SCY1 like pseudokinase 2. The record is from RefSeq and is a predicted model, not a curated record. Bases 734 to 3520 code for a protein of 928 amino acids. Gene Ontology annotation, biological process: protein phosphorylation. The transcript is spliced from 18 exons. Gene Ontology annotation, molecular function: ATP binding; protein kinase activity. Lineage: Eukaryota; Metazoa; Chordata; Mammalia; Chiroptera; Mormoopidae.
UCGGUCUUUCUCCUUCUCCCUCACUCUUCCUCCUCAAUCCCUCCCCUCCCCUCCCCCUUCCCUCCUCUGGCUCCAGCCUGCGAGGGCGCGCGGGUGGAUUAGGCUAUGGAGUAAGCCGCAGCUUCCGCCGGACGCUGAAGCUGAGCAGUUGCGACCGGGAGGUGUUUGGCGGGGCGGGGGAAACGAACCUCAGAACCGCCCUUCCCGGGAGAAGAGGGGAAGAGGUGAGUGACCGCUCACGGGCACCGAGUGACCUCCUCGCCGGCCGCGCACCUGCCUGGGCCGCCAAGGCCGGCGAAGAAGGCAUGGGGAAGGACCUGCGCUGGGGCUAGGCCUCCCAAAGACCCCAGUGCUGGCGACUGUUGCUAGGUGACGGGCCUGCGGGCUGAGAGCCGGUCUGGCAGGGCGGUGGGCGCCCGUGUGAAGCCCGGCUCGGGGAGCGGCAAGCUCCGGGGAGCGGAUCCGAGAGGCCCGAGUCUGCAGAAGAGGCCUUGAGGUGACGGGAGACCCAGGGCCGGAGCCGUCUGCUGCAGGGAGAGCCCUCCGUUCUGGCCCAGGAGCUCGGGUUUCCGUUGUGGAGCUCUUGGUUCCCUUUUGGGAAAUUGGACACUCCUUCGGGACUGGGUGAGACGGCUCCCCUCACUUCUGAGGUCCGCGUCUGAUAGAUAACCUGGGUUACCUCCCGGCGUCCUUUUCUGACAGUAGGCAACUAUAAUUACCCAAUAUUGCAGCCAUGGAGUCCAUGCUUAAUAAGUUGAAGAGUACUGUUACAAAAGUAACAGCAGAUGUCACCAGUGCUGUAAUGGGAAAUCCUGUCACUAGAGAAUUCGAUGUUGGUCGACACAUUGCCAGUGGUGGCAAUGGGCUAGCUUGGAAGAUUUUUAAUGGCACAAAAAAAUCAACAAAACAGGAAGUGGCGGUUUUUGUCUUUGAUAAAAAGCUGAUUGACAAAUAUCAAAAAUUUGAAAAGGAUCAAAUCAUUGAUUCUCUAAAACGAGGAGUCCAACAAUUAACUCGACUACGACACCCUCGACUUCUUACUGUCCAGCAUCCUUUAGAAGAAUCCAGGGAUUGCUUGGCAUUUUGUGCAGAACCAGUUUUUGCCAGUUUAGCUAAUGUCCUAGGUAACUGGGAAAAUCUGCCUUCUCCUGUGUCUCCAGACAUUAAGGAUUAUAAACUUUAUGAUGUAGAAACCAAAUAUGGUUUGCUUCAGGUUUCUGAAGGGUUGUCAUUUUUACACAGCAGUGUGAAAAUGGUUCAUGGAAAUAUUACACCUGAAAAUAUAAUUUUGAAUAAAAGUGGAGCCUGGAAAAUAAUGGGUUUUGAUUUUUGUGUAUCAUCUACCAAUCCUUCUGAACAAGAGCCCAAGUUUCCUUGUAAAGAAUGGGACCCAAAUUUGCCAUCAUUGUGUCUUCCAAAUCCUGAAUAUUUGGCUCCUGAAUACAUACUUUCUGUGAGCUGUGAAACAGCCAGUGAUAUGUACUCUUUAGGAACUGUCAUUUAUGCUGUAUUUAACAAAGGGAAACCUGUAUUUGAGGUUAACAAGCAAGAUAUUUACAAGAGUUUCAGUAGGCAGUUGGAUCAGUUGAGUCGUUUAGGAUCUAGUUCACUUACAAAUAUACCAGAGGAAGUCCGUGAACAUGUAAAACUACUGUUAAAUGUAACUCCAACUGUGAGACCAGAUGCAGAUCAAAUGACAAAGAUUCCCUUCUUUGAUGAUGUUGGUGCAGUAACACUGCAGUAUUUUGAUACCUUAUUCCAAAGAGAUAAUCUUCAGAAAUCACAGUUUUUUAAAGGAUUGCCAAAGGUUCUACCAAAACUGCCCAAGCGUGUCAUUGUGCAGAGAAUUCUGCCCUGUUUGACUUCAGAAUUUGUAAAUCCUGACAUGGUACCGUUUGUUUUGCCCAAUGUUCUACUGAUUGCUGAAGAAUGCACCAAAGAAGAAUAUGUCAAAUUAAUUCUACCUGAACUUGGCCCUGUCUUUAAACAGCAAGAGCCAAUACAGAUUUUGUUAAUUUUCUUACAAAAAAUGGAUUUGCUACUAACCAAAACUCCUCCUGAUGAGAUAAAGAACAGUGUCCUACCAAUGGUUUACAGAGCACUAGAGGCUCCUUCCAUUCAGAUCCAGGAACUCUGUUUAAACAUCAUUCCAACCUUUGCAAAUCUUAUAGACUACCCAUCCAUGAAAAAUGCCUUGAUACCAAGAAUUAAAAAUGCAUGUCUGCAAACAUCUUCCCUUGCUGUUCGUGUAAAUUCAUUAGUGUGCUUAGGAAAGAUUUUGGAAUACUUGGAUAAGUGGUUUGUACUUGAUGAUAUCCUGCCCUUCUUACAACAAAUUCCAUCCAAGGAACCCGCAGUCCUCAUGGGGAUUUUAGGCAUUUACAAAUGUACUUUUACUCAUAAGAAGUUGGGAAUCACCAAAGAGCAGCUCGCUGGCAAAGUAUUGCCUCAUCUUAUUCCUCUGAGUAUUGAAAAUAAUCUUAAUCUCAAUCAGUUCAAUUCUUUCAUUUCCGUCAUUAAAGAGAUGCUUAAUAGAUUGGAGUCUGAACAUAAGACUAAGCUGGAGCAACUUCAUAUAAUGCAAGAACAGCAGAAAUCUUUGGAUAUAGGAAAUCAAAUGAAUGCUUCUGAUGAAACAAAAGUUACAAAUGUUGGGUCUCAGAUUGACAAAGUCUUUAACAAUAUUGGAGCAGACCUUCUGACCGGUGGUGAGUCAGAAAAUAAAGAGGAUGUGUUACAGAAUAAACAUAAAAGAGCAUCGCUUACACUUGAAGAAAAACAAAAAUUAGCAAAAGAACAAGAGCAGGCACAGAAGUUGAAAAACCAGCAGCCUCUUAAACCCCAAGUGCACACACCUAUUGCUCCUGUCAAACAGACUAAGGACUUGACAGAUACAUUGAUGGAUAAUAUGUCAUCUUUGACCAGCUUGUCUGUUAGUGUCCCUAAAAGUUCUGCUUCAAGUACCUUCACUUCUGUUCCUUCCAUGGGCCUUGGCAUGAUGUUUUCUACACCAAUUGAUAAUACAAAGAGGAAUUUGACAAAUGGCCUAAAUGCUAACAUGGGCUUUCAGACUUCAGGAUUCAGCAUGCCAGUGAACGCAAACCCGAACUUCUUCAGUGGUCCGAGCACACCUGGAGUGACCGCGAUGCCCCUGGGAACACCUUCUGCUGUGCCAAACUUUAGUGCCGUGGGGGUCCCUCCCGCUGGUGGAAAGCAGACUCAACAAAGACCCACAGACAUGUCCGCUCUUAACGAUCUCUUUGGCCCUCAGAAACCCAAAGUUAGCAUGAACCAGUUAUCACAACAGAAACCGAGUCAGUGGCUUAAUCAGUUCACACCUCCUCAAGGGUCUCCAGGGAUGGGCAGUGCAGUAAUGGGAACACAGAUGAACAUGAUGGGACCAUCUGCCUUUGGGAUGCAGGCUAAUCCUUUCUUUAACCCCCAGAACUUUGCACAGCCACCAACCACUAUGACCAAUAGCAGUUCAGCUAGCAAUGAUUUAAAAGAUCUUUUUGGGUGAGGUGUAUUGCUCCUAUUUUUGAAAGAUUACUUCAGUUUUAAUCAUGGGUGAACUGAUUUACAUCUUUGUAUAGUUUGCUUGGAGGAACUGCUUCUGUGGGAAAAUGGAUGAUUCUAAGAGAGAGAACACCUGUUUCCAUACCAGCAUAGUGGUUGUAUGGACUUCUGUUAAGAGUAGAGUUUUUUAAAGCAUUGAGGAUUUUUUUCCCUCUUACCAUAUUCUCUUCAGGUUUUUAAAAGACCCAAUCUGUACCUAUUUCAAAGAGAAAAAAAAGAUACCCGAGUAUCUUGAAUAACAGAAUUUUUAAAUCAAAUGUUUAUUUUGCUUGAAAAUCUGGUAUUAUUUUAAAAAAUUGAGUUGAUGAUAAUUUCAGGUUUUAUCUAUCAUAUAUACUACAUGGUACACAGUCUGCCUUCACAAGUCAUUAGUCUUCAUUUCAGUAUGUGAAAAAUCUUGAUGCUGCAUUGAUUUGUUUGCAUUUAGUAUGACUGAAUGAGGAAAUAAUAAGCAAAAUGAGAAAGGAAUGGUCACUUGCUUUUUCCAAUCUUGCUUAGUUCUCAGAUGAACUGAUGUUUAGUACAAAAGACUGAGCAAAUACUGCAAAUUUAACAUAAUGUUGAUUUCAUUGGUUCAAACUAAAGGCAUUAUUAACCACCUUAAAUGCAAAUUACUCAUUGUAAAUUAUAUUUUAGCAUGGUCUGCCUCAAAUAGUAAUGUAUUUUUUUUGCAUUUAUUUGGACAUAUUUAGAAUCACUUUUUCCUAUGGUAUUGCAGACAGUAGAGGCAGGUACUGAUUUGUACAGAUGUUUGACAAAGCCCUCUGAUGUGAUUUCUCUGACUACUGCCUUCAUAUUUCAUCGGAAUUCAAAAAUCUGAGGUUGAAAUAUACAUGAAUUACAUUUUCAAAAGGAGAUUUGUAAGAAUUAAACUAUAUUUAAUGAGUAAACUUUUGAGAUUUCUGCUGUAUUGUUUCAAAUGUAAUAAACUUUACUUCUAUAAAAA